AUCAGCCUCUAAUCCAAGCAUACAGACGCUCUCCUAAUAUACUGUGCAUUGACCUAUUACACUUCCCACAUCAGCCAUAUCCUACUCUUUCAAGGUAGCCAGUAUGCCACCACAUACCAUCCAAAUCAACAUAAUACACACUGCGUAAACAGCGAUUGGGUAGCAGCGACACGAGUCAGCCUUGCGAGCCUCGUCAGCCGUCCACUGUAUAUAGCCCGCGUAUUCACCCGGUAAACCAGAGCCGAACAUAUCCAAGUUGCUACACACCCACAAAACCCCCAACAAUAACGAAGAUGGAUACCUUCCUCCCCGCCACCGCACCCCCGAGCGCAACCGCCCACCGCAUCGACUUCACCCAGACCACCCCACCCCUCCCGCCCUACCGCCACCUCUUCGCCGCGAUCAUCGACAACGUCUUCACCGAAGCCGAAUGCACCGAACUCCUCCGCCUCGCCGAAGCCAGCACCCUCACCGCGACCUCCCAGACCCCGCAAUGGGAGCGCGCCAUGCUCAACGUCGGCGCCGGCGAACAGGUCCUCCGCCCCGAUACGCGCAACUGCGGCCGCAUCAUCCUCGACGCGCCGGAGCUGGCGCAGAAACUGGGCGAUCGGAUCCUCCCCUUCCUGCGGGAUGAGUUCGGGCUCGACGUUCUGGAAAAAGACGCCUGGCGCGUGACGCUGCAGACGCGCCGGCGCUACCAGCUCACGCGGCUCAACGAGCGGCUGCGCUUUCUACGGUACCAGGGCGGCGAGUUCUUCCGCCCGCAUUGGGAUGGCUGGUAUACCACGCCGGAUCGCCGGGAGCGGUCGUUUUUCACGGUGCAUGUAUAUUUGAAUGGGGAGGGGGAGGGAGACGAGGGUUUGGUGGGGGGAGCGACUUCCUUUGUGAGACGGUUGGAGGUCGAGAGGGAGGAGGAUGAGGUGGUCAAGGUGCUUCCUAAGGUUGGGUCGGUGUUGGUGUUUCAGCAGAAUGAUCUGCUGCAUGCCGGGGAGCCGGUGGUGCGCGGGGUCAAGUAUACUUUAAGAACGGAUGUGAUGUAUUCGGAGAUUUUGGAGGGUGAGGAUUGAGGGUUGGGCUGCGGGUGACCAGAGGGAUGGUAGAUAGUGAGGUGAGGGUGGAUACGAGGUUUAUGGUUGUAUGGGUGAUGCACAAGUUAGCUGUUGGCAUGUUGUACUGGUGAAGAUAAGGGUUGGUGUGUAGCCGGCGAUAAGCGACAAAUUAACGCUCGAUUGUCCAAUGCUUCUUUCUGCUUCCCCAACUUCC
Aspergillus aculeatus ATCC 16872 is the source of this 1263-nucleotide messenger RNA. RefSeq lists its product as uncharacterized. The transcript has a single exon. Gene Ontology annotation, molecular function: iron ion binding; L-ascorbic acid binding; procollagen-proline 4-dioxygenase activity. Gene Ontology annotation, biological process: peptidyl-proline hydroxylation to 4-hydroxy-L-proline. The record is from RefSeq and is a predicted model, not a curated record. Bases 294 to 1067 code for a protein of 257 amino acids. Lineage: Eukaryota; Fungi; Ascomycota; Eurotiomycetes; Eurotiales; Aspergillaceae. Gene Ontology annotation, cellular component: endoplasmic reticulum.